CAUUGAUUUUCCACGUUUGGUCAGCUUGGUGUUACGGAGAGAAGUAAAUAUUUGAUCCGCGGUGUGCGUAAAAAAAAAUUACACCAUGAAGAAGAAACAAUUUGAUGAGUUCUUGGGAGAAUUUCAGUCACUCCCACAUGAGGUGUCUAUUAUGAACUUUGUCUCUUCACGAGCUCAUGAAAUUUCUGCGAUGACAUCUUCAAUAGAAAAUCCUAAACAGACCAAGUUAAUAUUUCAAAAACUUCCAAUAUAUAUGCGUAGACGUGUCAUGUCUCAUAAUGUCAAAAGAUUGCCACGUAGACUGCGAGAGGCACAUUUGGCACAAAUGGCAAAAUCAGGAAAUGGCAAAGAUUUACCAUCCACAAACAAACGAUUGUCUCGAAAGUAUCGUAGAAGACCACGCAAUUUACUUUCCGAAUAUAAUCACAGACAACGCGAUAAAAUAUGGUUAGAAACGCAUAUCUGGCAUGCAAAACGUUUUUACAUGAUUGACAAAUGGGGAUAUAGAAUUGCUAGUCAUUCAAAUGAUAAAUGUUUUAGAGCUAAUUAUCGAGCCGCUACAAAAUAUUGUCUCCUACAAGAUAUUUCUUAUUAUACUUGUAUUGAAAUAACAGGAGAAGAAAAAUCAUUAAAGACUACUUUGAAAACACAUUGUAACACAUCAAUGUUAACUUUCACAGCGAAAAAAUAUAUUAAUGGUCAUAGAGAAGGUACUUUAAUGUUUUAUAAGAAAAAUGGUUAUCCACAAUUUCCUAUUGGUAAUGUGGAUUUUUUCUGGCAACCAAACAAAUCAGACGUCCAAACAAAUGUUAGAACUAUUUGGAUCUGGGUACAUCCUGCUUUUUAUGACGAUUUUCUUAAUGAAAUUAUAUCAAGUUUUGAAUUUAAGCAGAAUAAUGUUGAACAAGAUGUAGCUAGUACUAUCCAUAACUUGAACUGUUUGUACACAAAUAAUGUAGGUUGUACAAUGAUUAUAUUAAGAAAUGCAUUAAAUAGAUUUCGGCUUCGUGGGGCAUUGACUCUAAAUGUACUAACGAAAGCAUUACAAUUGCCAUCCUUAAAUAAAUUAGAUUUUUGUACAGAUUACACUAUUCUGAAAGAUAAUGACAACUCAUUAAGGAGUAAAAUAUCAAUAGAUAAUGUACAAUCUACAGAGAAAAAAGUGAUUGAUAAAAUAAAUGAAGAUAUUACGAUUUCUAAAUAUCUAAAUACAGAACUUGGUAAAAAUACAUGGUAUAUUAAUUACUAUAAAAAAGAAGAAAAUAAGGAGGCUUUCAAGGUGCAAGAACAAUUAUGGCAAAUACUGAUGUCUUUGGGAUCACCAAAUUACUUGGCAACAAAUAUGAUUAUUGGAGUAACUAUUUUAGAUCCCCGCUUCUAUUUACCUGAGAAGAGAACAAAAUGUAAUACCGAAAUAACAGAAACAUUUUCUCGAUCGAUUCUAGUUGAUCAACUAGUAACUAAUUCUAACUAUUCUCCAAUUUGGGAUUCAGAAAUACGUCGUAUUGUAAGCAGUUCUUGUAUGCCUACAGACAUUAUUAACAAACUCAGAAGUGAAUGUCUUGUGCCCGGUGUCUCAAACGAUCAAUAUUAUACUGAGGACAUUAUGGCAAAGAUACCUAUACUUCUUAUUCAGAAGCCGGGAACUAUCACAGGUUUAGAUUCUGGCAUAGAUGUUGUUGUACCAGCUAGAUGGGCAAUGCCAUUUUGGCUUGCAUUUUUAAUGCAAUGUGCAAGAGCAGGUGGACUUCAAGAAUCAAGAUCGAUAGCUUUUGAAAGUUUGAAUCCAAAUACACCUGAUGUCAAUGAUCCUGACAGUCCUGCCUACAUAAGAGAAGCAUUAAUUACAAAGGAACAAUUGACUAAAAAAUAUUUCCGUUGCCCACCAAAUAGAAGAAUUAAUUUUGUCAAGUUUGGAAUUCGUAGUCCUUUCUUUUGCGAUUGGAAAAAUUUGAUGAAAAACUGGUCGGGCAACGAAGAUUUUUAUGUUCUAAGAAAUCGCGAAAUCUUGCUACUUUUACAAGCAGGUAUUUGUCCUGCCAAAAAUAAAAAUGCAAAAUUUCUUGCUCGAAAUACGCAAUCUAAUUUUCCAAAUUUAGACGAUUAUAAAAAUUGUUUAAUACAUGUUCAUAUAUCUAUAGUGGGAAAAGGAUCGCCGAAAAAAUUUGCUAUCAUAUGCAUGCCGACAUUCGAAGAUUUGAACAGGAUUAAAACUAAUAAGAAAUGGUUUGGACCUGUAGAAAAAUGUCAUAACGAUCCAAACGAAAAAAUUCGUAAAGCAUUACGAAAAAAUCAUUUGAUAAUAUUAAAACGACUAAGACGACAAAGAGUUCGACGGAAGCAAGUGUUGAAAAACAAUGCGUUAAAGUUACUAAAGGAACCGGACAAGUUAAACGAAAAUGAACGUACAAUCGUUUCAUCGCAUCGUAAAAUUAUAUCUGAUCAACUGGUAAAAAUGUCUGAAUUAUAUCUUCCAAAAAGUGCAGAAGUUCGUCAUUCUUGCGAUAGAGAAGUUAUGGGAUAUAUAACACUAGGGAACUUUUCAUUUAGUCAAGCAAAAGGUAUUGGUAUCGGAUAUAUCACAUUAAUCUCAUUACUCGGAAUGAUUAACGAAAAAUCUAACAUCGUUCUUGUCAGAAAUCCUCAAACACGACAAUACAGAUUAGCAGAAUUAAAUAUAUUAGUUUGAUAUACAAUGUGUAUUUUAUAUUUUAUA
This is a messenger RNA of Trachymyrmex cornetzi, 2716 nucleotides long. It is a transcript of the gene Pop1, whose product is annotated as POP1 ribonuclease P/MRP subunit. The record is from RefSeq and is a predicted model, not a curated record. The transcript has 4 exons. Gene Ontology annotation, biological process: tRNA 5'-leader removal. Gene Ontology annotation, cellular component: ribonuclease MRP complex; nucleolar ribonuclease P complex. Bases 86 to 2689 code for a protein of 867 amino acids. NCBI's taxonomy places the organism in Eukaryota, Metazoa, Arthropoda, Insecta, Hymenoptera, Formicidae.